AUGUGGCAGGAGGAACUUGCCAUGGUGAGAAUGGAGAGAGACAAAAUUAAAAGUCAGAAUGAAGAAAAUGAAAAGAAAUAUCCAAAGGACACGGAAAUUAUGAAAGAAAAGUAUGAUGUUUACAUGACUCUAUUGCGGAAUUUGGAAACAUUAAAUAAAACUGUGUGUCAGUAUGGUGAGCAGCUUUGUGUUCUCACAGCUGAGAAUGCAAUGCUAAAGUGUAAACUGGAGAGUGAAACACAAAACAAGGAAAGACUGGAAGAAGAACUUGCCUCUUGCCAUUCCAGACUGACUGCCGCUACACGUGAUCUUGAUGAAAGUGAGACAUCAAGAAAACACCUAGAGCUUGCUUUCUACACAGCAAGAGAUGAGUGGGAUCACUUACAAGACAAAAUGAAUUUUUACAUGUCGAAUCUAAAAGAAAACAAUGAGAUUCUUUCUGAAAAACUUUCUAAAGCAGAAAGUAAGAUCGAUAGCCUGGAAACGGAGCUCCAUCACACAAGAGAGCUCCUCCGAGAAAAAACGUUUUUAGAAGUUGUACAAAGAGACCUAAGGCAAACACAGUGCCAAACGAAGGAAAUAGAACAAACGUAUGACAGUGACCAAAGCAAAGUGAAUCCACACAUGGGCAAGCAGGAAUCUCUAGAGCAGAGAUUCUGUGAACUACAAAGAGAAAAUAUGUUGCUUCGACAGCAACUACAUGCUGCUCACAACAAAGCUGCCCAGAAAGACGAGACAGUAACCAAUAUCCAGGACCAGCUUCAGGAUAUUGUGAAACAAAGUCAAGCUGACAGUGACAAGCAAAGUCUGCUUCUAGAAGGAAAACUUCAGGAGCUCACCAAUGAAUGUGAUCGUUUAAAAGAAACAAUGUGUCAUUUGGAAAAAGAAAGAACAAUUGAUCGACAAAAACAAGCACUGGAAUUUCCAUGUUCAAAAUGUGGACGUCAAUAUGCAAAGAAUCAAGUUGUUCAGCCGGAAUCGUUACCUAAGGAAAUAAUCCAAGAAAGAUAUGAGAAAUUACAGACAAAGAAUAUGAGGUUGAAGCAAGCAAUAGUAGACCUCAAAAAUUACAUGGAAAGGAAUAUGGUAGACCGUCAUCAAGCUGACCAGUAUAAAUGGGAGAUUAAAGCAAAAGCCGAACAGACUGUUGCAGAACAAUUCAAAAAAAUCAAUCUGUUUUUGCAGGCCUAUGCAGCACAACGAGAUAAGAGACAAGAAUUAAGAGAGAAAGAAGUGGCUGCAGUAAAGCAUGAGAUGGAACUGAAAGUUAAAUUUCUCGAAUCUAAACUCCACAAAAUGAAAAUGUAUCAAGAAUUUAAUAAUGUUGAAUUGCAAAAGAUAAGCUACUCUAUGAAGUUAGAAGGAGAAGCUAAAAAAUCCUUGGCAUGUGGACCAGAAACACUCCACACUUCAUUCCUGCAUCCCUGUGGAAGUGUCCAGAGGCAGGCUGAAACUGUUCACAGAAUAACCAAACCCUCCUCAACUUCUCAGGUUUAUGGCCAAAAUGGGACAGCCAUUUCAGUUCAUAAGCAAUCACUUGACAGAUAACUUCGGACAUACCUACUGCCCAAGGACCCCUGGGACUCCUACGAAGGAUGCCACUACGGUGAGGAGAGAGGAGACCACUCAUCGGUACUACGUGGCAGCGUAGCCUGGCAUCAGGAGGCCUGAGGAUCUGCAGGAUCUUGGGGUUUCACUUUCCACAUCGGUACAAUGAGAAUAAAAUGGCACCUGACUGCAUACCUGGAGAGCGUUUACAGAAAGCAUACUCUAUGCAGGAUGCCUGUGGAGGGGACACCAAGGGCCCGUGUGGGAAAGGACUUGACUGAGGCCUGCUGCCAGCUCUAGGUGCCUUUCACCAUCCCUCCAGCGACUGCAUCCUGGGAAUCCCAAAGCAGGAAUCAACAUCUCUCAAAGGGCUUCUUUAACAAACCAGUUUGUGAAAUGUUUAACUACGGAAAGCCUUACACAGCAUUUGCACUCUUCAUCUGGUUGUGUUUACAUUAAAUCACCUUUGUUGCAAAGAAUAAAAUAAAAUGAAAUUUAAAGUGUUCUGGAAAAUUUGA
Molecule: messenger RNA, 2066 nt
Organism: Lemur catta (Ring-tailed lemur)
Lineage: Eukaryota; Metazoa; Chordata; Mammalia; Primates; Lemuridae
Product: coiled-coil domain-containing protein 144A-like
Exons: 7
Coding region: 1-1548 (515 amino acids)
Source: RefSeq, a predicted model, not a curated record